GCGGGCGUAGUUGUCAAAAUUCUAUAUUUAGAAAAAUAAUUUCCUACGAAUACUUUUUAAAUUCUUGAAUUCGAAAAUCGAAUGUUAAUUUAUGUUUCAUUAUUUUGAAAUUUAGUUCUUUGUGUAGGCCAGGUUUUUAAGAAAAUAUAUCCUAACCUCACUUUCUGAUUGGAACUGUGUGAAGACGAUUCUUUUUGUGCCAAAACAAAAUGUCCCGUGUAUUAUUGUUUGUGUUUCUCGCCGUUUGUGGGGUUUGCAUGGGUAAUCCGGACGCUAAGAGACUGUACGAUGAUUUACUGAGUAAUUAUAAUAGACUGAUCCGACCUGUUGACAAAAACAAUAACACCGUGCUGGUCAAACUUGGCUUGAGACUUUCUCAACUGAUUGACUUGAAUCUAAAGGAUCAGAUUCUAACCACAAACGUAUGGCUGGAACAUGAAUGGGAAGACCACAAAUUCAAAUGGGACCCACUGGAGUACGGGGGUCAAAAGGAACUCUAUGUCCCUUCUGAACACAUCUGGCUUCCUGACAUUGUUCUUUAUAACAACGCGGAUGGAGAGUACGUAGUAACGACAAUGACAAAAGCCGUACUGCAUCAUACUGGCAAGGUGCUGUGGACUCCACCUGCCAUCUUCAAGUCUUCCUGUGAGAUCGACGUGCGCUACUUCCCGUUUGACCAGCAGACUUGCUUCUUGAAGUUCGGGUCUUGGAGCUAUGAUGGUGACCAGAUUGACUUGAAACACAUAAACCAGAAGAAAGACGACAUGGUCGAAGUGGGCAUUGACCUUCGAGAGUACUACCCAUCGGUGGAGUGGGACAUCCUUGGGGUACCAGCGGAGAGACACGAGAGGUACUACCCUUGCUGUCAAGAGCCUUAUCCAGACAUUUUCUUCAACAUAACGCUGAGAAGAAAGACGUUGUUCUACACAGUGAACCUUAUCGUCCCCUGCGUCGGAAUAUCAUAUCUCUCAGUCCUUGUGUUUUAUCUCCCAGCUGAUUCUGGGGAAAAGAUUGCUUUGAGCAUUUCAAUCUUGCUGUCACAGACCAUGUUCUUCUUACUCAUUUCUGAAAUCAUACCCUCGACGUCCUUAGCAUUACCCCUUUUGGGGAAAUACCUAUUAUUUACCAUGUUACUUGUGGGACUGUCUGUAGUUAUAACCAUCAUAAUAUUAAACGUGCACUAUCGAAAACCUAGUACGCAUAAGAUGGCGCCUUGGGUGAGGAAGUUUUUUAUAACGAAACUACCGAAAUUGUUGCUGAUGAGAGUUCCGAAGGAUUUGCUGAGGGACUUGGCGGCGCAGAAGAUCGCAGGAAGAAGCAUGAAGAACAAGAAUAAGUUUAAAGAUGCGUUGGCGGCCGCUGAGCAGACCAAUUCGAAUGCUUCGAGCCCUGAUUCUUUACGUCAUCAUUUGCCUGGAGGGUGUAACGGACUGCAUUCGACUACUGCUACUAAUCGAUUUAGCGGUCUGGUAGGAGCUUUGGGCAGCUUAGGAGCUGGCUACAACGGCCUCCCAUCAGUCAUGUCUGGGCUUGAUGACUCUCUCAGCGACGUGGCUCCUCGCAAGAAGUAUCCCUUCGAGCUGGAGAAGGCGAUCCAUAACGUCAUGUUCAUUCAACACCACAUGCAGAGACAGGAUGAGUUUAAUGCUGAGGAUCAAGAUUGGGGCUUCGUUGCAAUGGUGCUGGAUCGACUCUUCCUCUGGAUCUUCACCAUCGCUUCCAUCGUUGGCACUUUCGCCAUCCUCUGCGAAGCACCAUCACUUUAUGACGACACUAAACCUAUCGACAUGAUUUUGUCUUCGGUGGCUCAGCAACAGUUCCUGCCUGUAGACAGUGGGGAUUCCUAAAGUUUGAAAAAGCGACUGCCUGUCUCCAAUCCGCGAAGGAAAACCAGCCCUAUACAGGUAAAGGGGGUUAUAUGAGGAUAUAUUGAGA
Messenger RNA from Pectinophora gossypiella (pink bollworm), 1935 nucleotides. RefSeq names its product acetylcholine receptor subunit alpha-like 2 (gene nAChRalpha2). The transcript has 9 exons. Gene Ontology annotation, molecular function: acetylcholine-gated monoatomic cation-selective channel activity; transmembrane signaling receptor activity. The record is from RefSeq and is a predicted model, not a curated record. Gene Ontology annotation, biological process: nervous system process; chemical synaptic transmission; signal transduction. Gene Ontology annotation, cellular component: synapse; postsynaptic membrane; neuron projection. The coding region runs from base 210 to 1847 and encodes 545 amino acids. NCBI's taxonomy places the organism in Eukaryota, Metazoa, Arthropoda, Insecta, Lepidoptera, Gelechiidae.